UUUUGUGUAAUAUUAUUGUUCUUAAAUACUGUUAUUGUAUAUUUCUGUGAAGGGUGGCCUCUGUGUAAAAUAUUCAAUUUGCAUAUCAUGAAAUUUAUAAAAUUUUAAUGGGAAAAUUUAAAAAUCCUACAAAAACACAUAAAAUGGAUGAGGUUAGUGAAUCCUCACUCCAGCAGAAAAGUGAUUCAUCACUGGUGAGAAGAAUGAGCGCCUCAUCAGUCCAGCCGAAAGUAGAAUCAUCCGAUCCAAAUAAAAAUGAUCUCAUAGAAACAUAUAGAAGUGUGUCGGAAAUUCCGAAGAAGAAAAGAAAGUCAAAAUUUAGAGAUUUGUUCUGCUUCUCUUUCAAAAAUCCAGCAUACCAACGAAUGCCAAAGAAUAACAGAAGAUGGCUCCAUAUAUACAAGAUAAUGUCCAUCAUGGCAAUGAUUUUGUUAGUCGUUGCUUACACAUUCUUUAUAUUACUGUUGUUUGCUCCCAUUAUAUAUGUGGAUGCAGGAGCGAUAGUUGACCCGAAUUUAUUCAAACCAACUCAUGAAAGUUUGUUACAUUCCGUGAGAACUUUGUGGUACCAGAAGGCAUAUAUAGUCAUCUUUGUGGUUGUUACAUUCUCAAUUACACUACCAUUUGUAAAAAUGCUGGCAACACUCAUUGCAUACUUGGUUACAUCAUUGCAUAGAAGCAGGCAAAUUGAUCUUUUCUACGGUUCGAAACUAAGAGUAGAAUCACAAGUAAGAGCAUUUUCCUCUCGAUCACAAUCAGAUGAGCCAAAUUCAUACGAAUCAUCCAAUUUUGAGUCAAUGGAUUAUUCAGUGUACGAAGAUAGGAAAAUAACAAAGUACGCAAGAGAAGUUCUCGUAAUUUUAAAACUCAUCUCUAAAUUUCAAAUGGUAGAUAGUAUUAUCUUGUUGUAUAAUAUUUGUUUCCUAAGAUCAGCCUUUACAUGGUCGAGACAUGGAAACGGUUUGUUGUACUUAGUCAUUUAUUGUUUGACCUCAAUAUUGGGAACGCAGUUGUUAAACUUAUCAGUGGAAGGAGAACAUGAUAUGUUCGAAUACUGGAAAGCUGUUAGGCUAUUGUGCCUACCUAACUCAGUAAACUAUGAUAGAUACUACGAUACUUUUCAAAAUAAUGAUCAAAGUGAAGAAUUGGAAUACAAAAAUUCUCUAAUGGAAUAUAAUGUACAAUAUAGGACAAGUAAUACGAAUUUUAAUGAAACCACACACCUAGAAAGUAGCAGCGAAAUGGAUCAAUCUAACUCCGGACUGAAUAUCACAGAAAAGUCUACAAGUUCAGCAGGAAAGAACCCGUCUGUAUUUAACCUUAAGUCUAAAGAAAAAUCAGGUAGUUUUGAAGUUAUUAGCAACGGAACUAGUGAACCUUAUUUCUACGAGUUUCUAUACAAGGAUAAGAGGAAGGAUCUUAAGACGAAAUGGUAUAUAUCAGAAAUUUUUGUAGCUGUGUUGGUUGUUUUGAACAUUGUUGCAGCUGGAUUAAUAAUAUCCAACGAAAAACUAUUUGGAAUUACAUUUACUCCAGAUUUCGAGAAACAGUUCGGAGUGGACGGGACUCAGAUGACAUUUUUUGAGAUGGUUUGGUCACUUAGGGACUGUUGGAAUUAUCUUCCAUUCUUCAUUUUCUAUGUACUUUCUAUUUUAGUACCGGUUUUAUUUCAUCUCUCGUUUCUUGCAGGACUCUUUCUAUACAAAAUUACUGUUAGCAAUAAGGAUUUUAGCUCUAUAUCCAAAUUCGACCCAGGCAAUCCAUUGAUACACCCAUGCCAUUCAUUUAACUUGUCAGUAAAACUGACGAAAUUUGUACUAAAUAUUUCAAAUUUGUUGUCAGAAUGGUCGCUGGGAGAAGUACUAGCCCUGGGGACAGUGGCAGGAUAUGUAUCACUUUAUACGGCACCAAACGUCCGCUUCUAUAUACCCCCUCCGAAAUUCGUCUCCGUCUUCUUCAUAAUAUCGUCCUUCGGAGUCACCUCAUUUUUAAUUAACAUACAGUUCUUCAUGUGGUACACCAGGAUUAUAAACCGUCUCUCGGAUGUAACAAUUUAUGUGGAAUCAGUUAAUUCAGCAACCACCUCAGAAAAUGGCGAUUACAGUAUUAGCGGUAAACUUAGUCAUACACACCUGGUUAAUGACCAGGGAAUGAUAAUAGGUGACUCUAAAAGUAACCUACAAAGACUGGAAUCAUCUAUUGAACACAAUGUUAAUGAUGUAGACAACCAAAAUACGAGGACUCCAGGUAAGAGGAACAAGGUUCGGAUCAUGUUCAUUAAGGUCGUUGACUUUAUAAGACAUGUAAUAUACUCUAAAAUAAUUGUUUCUGCCUUCUUCGCAUUCCUGUUCCUCUUGUCAUUGUGUUUGUUCGGAUUCGGUUUCUUAUCCAGUACUCCCCCAACUAAAAUCGACGAACGCAAGGUACAGAACUUCCUCGACUUUGGCUUGCCUGGAAUCUUCAACAUUGUUAAGAGAAAUCUACCGAAAUCAUAUGGAGACUGUAAUUACAUAGAAGAGCCUCCAAAACCAUGUUCAGGAUCUUCAUCAAUAUAUCACAUGAAUGAAACUGUUUAUUUCGAGUUAGUAUGGAUUACGGGUAUAGAUUCAAUUCAAUUUGUAGAGUCGAACUUUGUGGUUAGGGAUGAUAACAGGUUAUCAAUCACUUCUCAUGUAAAAUUCACCGUCCUUAAGCCAUACAUGAAGAUAGGAGCAUGUCUUUACGGCAGGUGUAACACAGUAUAUGCCGGCGAAAACCUCUGUUGUGGAGAUGAUGUCCACGUCGUUAUAUCGGUUUCAGCCUCCUGUAAUGACGAUUUCCCGCAUCUGAGGAAUGUUAAAUUUGAUGAAUUGAAAAUCAGAAACCUGAAAUUCAGAAACGAACUCCAAUUCCUAAUUCAUAAGGUCAUUUCAAUAGAGGCAUUCCUGGAGAAACAGUUGCUGAGGUACAUAAAUAAUUACUUAGAAAGGCAAGAGGAAUUGUUUGACUGGAGAGGAAUCCCAUUCUCUGUUUCCGAUUACAUAAACUUUUUAACAAAUGUUAACUUCCCUCAUGGAAUCAAAUGCCCACCUGUCAAACCUACGAAACCUUCUCUUCCUGAAAAUUGAUAGUACACUCCCUUGUAAAAUAUUUUAAACUAAUGAUGUUUUAUAUCCACUUGAUUAAGUCGAAAAUUCAUUUUGUUUAAAACUUGGCCACGAUCUUAUCAUUUCUCUCUGUAAUAUAGUCGAAUAUA
Molecule: messenger RNA, 3235 nt
Organism: Theileria parva strain Muguga
Lineage: Eukaryota; Apicomplexa; Aconoidasida; Piroplasmida; Theileriidae
Product: Paraquat-inducible protein A family protein
Exons: 1
Coding region: 108-3107 (999 amino acids)
Source: RefSeq, a predicted model, not a curated record